CCUAGCCGUAGCGAAUGGAUGGAACGCGCCCCGACUCGCGCGCUCUCCCUCGCCUGAGACCGGCUUUCUCAGUGGCCCCUCCCCUCUGCCGGGACCCUGGAGGUCCGCUGGGCAAGGGGAGAGAGCCGCGCUUCCUAGAGAGCUACCUGAGAAGGCUAGCUAGCAGAACGCCGAGCAACCGGCUGCUUCAUGUCCCGUCUUGACAUUGCCCUUCCGGCAUGAUGCACCAGCGGCUUCUUGUGAGAAGGAUCCGACAAAUGGGAUGUCAGCCAAUGUAGCCUUGGAGCUCCCAGAGUCCGAAACGGCUCCAUCGGUGACCCGGCAGCGGCCACUGUUCAGCGGGAUUGUGUAGGAGAGUGACGGAGGCGCCAUGGGGCUGGGUAAGGCUGCAGGGGUGCAUUUCCACUGGGUUGUUCUCUCUCGCAAAGCCCAAGCACUGCUUUGAUGUUCCCCUUGAGCCUGUGUGUUGGAGAUGCUUCUUGUGAGUAGAACUCCAAAGCCACACUUGGAAGAGAGCCCAGAAGUGGCACGAAGACACUGUGGUGUCCCUGCAGCCACUGAAAUGCAAAAUGCCCCCAAAGCACAAAAUUUCCCCCCACUUCUUUCCUCUCCUUCUAGGCAGUGAAAAGAUGCUGGCAGCUCCUCCUAGAGCUCUUCCUUUGGGUGAUGGAGUGGAAAUAGUUGCUGUGCUCUCACUGAAUCAGUCUGUGAGCCUGGAAGAGGUGGCUGUGUAUUUCUCUGAGGAGGAGGAGGAGGCUCUGCUGGAUCCAGGCCAAAGGGCUCUGCACAGGGAAGUCCUGGAGGAGAUUUCUGGGCAUCUGGCCUUUCUGGGUCAUUGGAGGGAGGAAGAGAAACAGACUGAUAUACCGAGAAAGAGAACUGAAGCGAGUCAGAAGAGGAGGCAGACUAAUUCUUCCAGAGGGUCAGAGUUGCAUUCCAUCCUAAUCCAAGGAGGAUGCCACAAGGGAAGCAAAAGGAAUAAGAUCACCCAGUAUAUAAACACCUUGACUAGUAAGACACAUCUGAGCAGAAGUCCCACUAUGCACACAGGAAAGGAAACCUAUACCUGCUCAGAGUGUGGAAAGAGCUUCAGUAAAAAUAUAGACCUUACAUUGCAUCAAAGAAUCCACACAGGUGAGAAGCCUUUUAAAUGCUUGGAAUGUGGAAAGAGUUUCACUUGGGGUGACAAGCUUACUGUCCAUUUAAGAAUCCACACAGGAGAGAAACCACACACCUGCUCAGAGUGUGGAAAGAGCUUCAGUCAGAAGGCAAAUCUUAUCACCAGAGAAUCCACACAGGGUAAAACCAUAUACCUGUUCAGCAUGUGGAAAGAGCUUCAGCCAGAAGGUAAUGCUUAUUUCCCAUCAAAGAGUCCACAGAGGAGAGAAGCCUUUUAAAUGCUCUGAGUGUGGAAAGAGCUUCAGCCAGAAAGCAGCACUUACUGUCCAUCAAAGAAUCCACACAGGAGAGAAACCAUAUAACUUCUCAGAGUGUGGAAAGAGCUUCAGUCUGAAAGUGACACUUACUGUCCAUCAAAGAGUCUACUAUAUUCCUGCUCAGAGUGUGGACGGAGCUUCAGUCAGAAGGCAGCACUUACUGUCCAUCAAAGAAUCCACACAGGAGAGAAGCCUUUUAAAUGCUCAGAAUGUGGAGUUUCACUCGGGAUGAUAAGCUUACAGUCCAUCACAGAGUCCACACAGGAGAAAAACCAUAUACCUGCUCAGAGUGUGGAAAGGUUUAUUAUUAUUAUUAUUAUUAUUAUUAAUUUACAUUUUAUAUCCCACUCUUCCUCCAAGGAGCCCAGAGUGGUGUACUACAUACUUAAGUUUCUCUUUCACAACAACCCUGUGAAGUAGGUUAGUCUGAAAGAGAAGUGACUGGCCCAGAGUCACCCAGCUAGUAUGGCUGAAUGGGGAUUUGAACUCGGAUCUCCCCGGUCCUAGUCCAGCACUCUAACCACUACACCACGCUGGCUCUGUUUAGUCAAAAACCAAACCUUACAUUGCAUCAAAGAAUCCACACACGUUAGAAGCCUUUUACAUGUGGAAAGUGUUCCACUCAGGGUGUCAGGUUUACUAUCCAUCAUAGAAUCCACACAGGAGAGAAACCAUAUACCUGGUUCAGAGUGUAGAAAGGGCUUCAGUUGGAGCAAAAAUCUGCAUCGAAGAAUCCACACAGGUGAGAAGCCUUUUUUAACGUUCAGGAUGUGGAAAUAAGUUACAUCCCACCAGAGAACCCACACAGGAGAUAGAGAUCACUUCAGUGCUUGGAGUGUGGAAAGAGCCUCAUUGAGAAGAUAGCACUUCGUUCCCAUCACAGAAUCCACAAGGACAAGAAAUCUAUAUUUAUUCAUCCAAAUACCUUUAAGAUGGGAGUUAAGAUGCUUUCAGUUUUCACUCGUGCUCUAGAAGGUGUGGAAAUAGCACUUUAUGGUGCCCAUCUUAGCUUCCAUGCCAUGUAAACUGCAAAGGCCUUGUACAGCCUUGGAAAUUUGCUUUGGGAAUGAGGAUCCAUGUUACACCUUUACACACAAGUAGACCUUACCUUUAGAAAUAUACCCCUUGCCCUUAUUUAUAGUAGACCUACAGCCCUAUUGCAGAUAAACCUUUCAUGCUUGUUGCAAAUAGACCUCAUCCGUAUGAGUAGACCACCCACUCCUACUCGUGAGUUGCUCUUGCUUUAUGUAUGAGUAGAGCCCACACUAGGGGUGUACAUGGAACUGGAGUGGGCUGGUUCGAAGGCAGGGGGGCAUAGCUUUAAGGGUGGAGGAGAGUGUUCUUACCCACCACCCACCCCCAGUUUCCCCCCACUGGUGCUCCAUUUUAAACUGGUUCAGCAGGGCAGCAGCCUACCUCCUUGCUGCCUCGUCAGACUGGAAGUAACUGGAAGUACCCGGUGCAGAUGCACAUGUCACACACGUUUGUGUACACCUCAAAAGCAGGUCCAAUAACAAGCCAGGGUCAAAAAGCCAGGAGAUCAGGUCUGCAGGGAGCAAGGUAAAGUGCAAGGAGUGGGCUGAGAACUCAAGGAGUGGGAUGCUACUUCAGAAAAGUUCUGCUGCAAACACAGUGCUUUUAAAGUGGAAGUGUGGUGCCUGGCCAUGCCCCUUUGGUUUUCUGCUGCAGGCUUAAAGGGCCCGUGCCUUAUUCUUUAAUUGUUGGCUGUGGCAGAGCCGAAGGUGUACUGGUGCUGGGAGUGGUGUGGCUUCCACCUCCUUCUCUGAAGUAGAAGAGGAAGAAGAGAGCAUUGGGGCAUUCUCAAAUCAAAGGGGAGGGGCAAGAAAUAUAGGGUCCUCUGAGUCCUGAGGGGCAUCCUUGGGCUGAAGGAGUUCAAGAGAUAUAGGAUGUCCUGGUACCUGGAGUGGGGAGACCUCGCCGACUGCUUUCUCCUCUGCAUCAACGGACUCUAUCCAAGGGUCUGAAGAGGGGUCAUGAUGCUUAGCCAUUCUUAAAAUGGUUGCUUGAUUACAAGAGGGCUGUGCUGAUGCUAAGAAAUGCUUCCAGACCCAAACCGGAGUGACCAUGUAAUGCUUUUUCUGUAUUGCUAAGUUGUUUUGUACUUCUUAAAUGGUUGUUUCCAAGGAGCUUUGCCAUGCAAGAUGGGCGAUUGACUUAGUUGAGGUCAAGCUCAACUUCUAGAAAGUGCCUUGUUGAUUGCAAUUAUUUGCUCAAAAUUUGGGAACACGGGUGCAAUGAAUUGUAGUUAGAAACAUCUGUGUGUGUUUGUGUGUGUAUGUUUGUGUGAGUAAGAGUGAGUGAAGAUAUGGUUAGUUAGUGGUGAGAGUAAACAGGCCAACGGGCCAAGAUUACUGGGUGAAUAGAAAGUGUGCUGAGAGCAGGGACUUGAGAGACAAGUGCAGAGUGGGAUUUGACAGCUGGACCAUCUCCAGUGGCAGAGAAAUGGUUUAGUGAGUGUGUUUUGGACAAGUUGACCUGGACCAAGAGGCCUGGAGGGACGUUUCACCAAUGUGUCCUAGGAGUGGAGCCCCAAAGCCAGGAAGACCAUCCUGCCAGAUCAUCUCUAUCAGGGUUGCACGGCAUGUGGCCCGCGGACCAGAUCUGACCCAUGGAGAUGUUUUUGCUGGUUCACAGUGAAGAUAAGGUGAAAACUUCCCUAAGGUGUGCCUGAAAGACGACUUGAGCUGGAAGGAGCCAUCUUAGGUAGCCUAAGUCAAGAUUGGCAAUGCUGAGCCAUUAUUUGCUUUUAAGCCAAGUCAGCAGUUUAAUGGAAUGAUAAUCAUGGGUGGUUGUUGUUGUUGUUUGUUUUUUAAAAUUGGUUAGCACUGGUGUAUGGAAGUUUCAAUGGAAGCCAGAGGAAAGACCUUGAUUGCCUUUUGCUGCCUGAACAUAAGCUGCCACGAGGAUCACAGGCUUUAGAGAAAGAACUUUCUGGAUACCUUGUUGGUAUCCAUCUAAGUUUGCUUGCACACCCACAGUGGAAAAUUUGAGAACAAAAGGGACAAUAUUUGAAAAUGCCCUGAGUCGUCAUUACUCAAUACAGAACCGAUUGUAUUAAUUAAAAUGAUCAUUGCUGGGUUGCCAAGAGAAUGUAACUAAUGGAAGGCCUGAAGAGUUGUGGUAAUUUGGCUGAGGUAUAAAGGCUGGAGGCCUGGUAAGUUGAAGGAUUCCUUUGGGGGCUUUUGGCUUUUGUUUGACUAAUAGUUUUUCAGGAAGGAGGGAAGCUUCUUUGAGAGGCUCUCUCUCUUCUUCACCUUUCCUUGUCCCCCCUCUAACUUCUGAGAUGUAUAGAGACACUACAGCUUGAAGAUGGGUAGAUAUAGUAUUUUAUCUCUUUGUUUUUUGACCAUGAAUUCUCUUGACUACUGUCUAUUGUUGGGAACAAAUAGAGCUUCCAAGUAAGCAGGAGGAGGGAAGGUGUUUGAUUUAAUAACUGCAUGGUUGUAUGAAGCUUAUAAUGUAACGGAACUGUUUUUCUAUUUCUUUUGUAUGCCAUGUACCUAAGUUCUCAAUUUCUCUGUAAAAUACUUAAUGCCUGAAUAAAUCGCUUUAAAUUCA
Molecule: messenger RNA, 5015 nt
Organism: Hemicordylus capensis (graceful crag lizard)
Lineage: Eukaryota; Metazoa; Chordata; Lepidosauria; Squamata; Cordylidae
Product: gastrula zinc finger protein XlCGF49.1-like
Exons: 4
Coding region: 570-1397 (275 amino acids)
Biological process (GO): negative regulation of transcription by RNA polymerase II
Molecular function (GO): DNA-binding transcription repressor activity, RNA polymerase II-specific
Source: RefSeq, a predicted model, not a curated record